AAUUGAUCCGGGAGUUGAAGAGGGCUCCAAAGGUGGGAAGUAAAGUCUGUGUCUCUGUGGCCGGUCAGUGUGUGUUUUGUGUCCAUUCUUCUGUCAUACAAAAAAAGAAGAAAUAUUGCAGUGAAUGAGGAUUCCUCUGCAUUUUAGAACUGCUUUUUCUACUGUAGUUGGCUUUUGAAUGAGGAUGACAAUGGAAGACGAAAAUGAAGCUGAGACCACUUCCAUGGUUUCUAUGCCCCUCUACGCAGUCAUGUAUCCUGUGUUUAAUGAGUUAGAACGAGUAAAUCUGUCUGCAGCUCAAACACUGAGAGCUGCUUUCAUUAAGGCUGAAAAAGAAAAUCCAGGUCUCACACAAGACAUCAUUAUGAAAAUUUUAGAGAAAAAAAGUGUAGAAGUGAACUUCACCGAGUCCCUUCUUCGAAUGGCAGCUGACGACGUAGAAGAGUAUAUGAUUGAACGACCAGAGCCAGAAUUCCAGGACCUGAAUGAAAAGGCACGAGCACUUAAACAAAUUCUCAGUAAGAUCCCAGAUGAGAUCAAUGACAGAGUAAGGUUUCUGCAGACAAUCAAGGAUAUAGCUAGUGCAAUAAAAGAACUUCUUGAUACAGUGAAUAAUGUCUUCAAGAAAUACCAGUACCAGAACCGCAGGGCACUUGAACACCAAAAGAAAGAAUUUGUAAAGUACUCCAAAAGUUUCAGUGAUACUCUGAAAACAUAUUUUAAAGAUGGCAAGGCAAUAAAUGUGUUCAUAAGCGCCAACCGACUAAUUCAUCAAACCAACUUGAUACUUCAGACCUUCAAAACUGUGGCCUGAAAGUUGUAUAU
Messenger RNA from Octodon degus (degu), 825 nucleotides. RefSeq names its product programmed cell death protein 10. Gene Ontology annotation, molecular function: protein kinase binding. Gene Ontology annotation, biological process: regulation of Golgi organization; positive regulation of MAP kinase activity. The record is from RefSeq and is a predicted model, not a curated record. Lineage: Eukaryota; Metazoa; Chordata; Mammalia; Rodentia; Octodontidae. Gene Ontology annotation, cellular component: FAR/SIP/STRIPAK complex; Golgi apparatus.